AUGAGGAAAGGAAUGGCAGUGGUACCAUCUCUGUCAUCCAACGCCCCCCCAUCGUCAGCAGCCCUCCAGCCCGCGUCAGAGGCCAGCCAAGCAGAAGGCCAGGCAAGCCCAGCCGUCCUCGGAGCAUCCCCCCGAGCCAACCAGCCCCACAAGGAAGCACAGCCAAAGGCAGCAAAGCGACUACCCCUAGCAGCCCUAGCAUCCGGCUUCCAGGAGAUUAGCAGAGGAGCAGGGGCCAGCAGCCGAGCAUCCCUACAGAAGCAGCUUGCCCAGCCCGAGCUGCCGAGCUCUGCAGCCAGCCCCAAGGCGCAGCAGCGUCCGCCAAGCCGGGCCCCACCAGGCAGCAGCCGCCGAGCUCUAGCAAGCAGCCCGGCGAGCAAGACCCGCAGGAGCACCUAG
This is a messenger RNA of Homalodisca vitripennis (glassy-winged sharpshooter), 399 nucleotides long. Its product is annotated as translation initiation factor IF-2-like. The coding region runs from base 1 to 399 and encodes 132 amino acids. The record is from RefSeq and is a predicted model, not a curated record. The transcript has 2 exons. Lineage: Eukaryota; Metazoa; Arthropoda; Insecta; Hemiptera; Cicadellidae.